AGAUGUCUGAUGAUUGUGAUAUUUUGGGACCUUUAGGAUUUGCAAUACAAAUUUUAUUAGGUGUGUUUUCAUUCUUUAUUUUGAUUUGUAAUUAAGAAUUUAUAGGUUAGAUAAAAGAAUUGUAGAAAAACCUAAGAGGUAAUGGAAAGUGUGGGGAUUAGAUACAUCAAAAUAAGGUUGUUCAUAAAUCUUUGCUCAUUUCUUGAAUGUUGCAUUAGCUAUACAUUUGUCAGGUGAAUCAGAUGAAUGUGUUUGGUAGCUAAUAUUUAAUAAUUAAAAGGUAUUUGGCUACAUUGUUAUUGGAUACAACAAUGGGUGUAUUAUUUAGUUAUAUAAUCCUAAAAUUAGUUGAAUUUACAUUGGAGCAUUUUUAAAUGACAGUAAGAUAACAAUCAUUUAGAAUUAUCGUUCAGGAAAUUAUUUUUUGAUUAUUAUGCCAGACGAUCAAGUUAAGAAAAAUGAAAUGAAUAAUAAAGAUAAAGUUCCAGCAGGCACAAAUCUUAUUAAGCCAAUCAUUAAAAUCGAUUUAAAAGCAUGGUUUAUUCAGUUAAUUUUAUGGAUAAUAGUUGUGUCAAUUGUAAAAUUUCAUUUUUAUUUAAAUUUAGUCAAAAUUCUUCCUUUAUUUAUUGUAAUUAGCAAUUGGUUUCAUUUUGGAAAACAUUUCUUAAUUUAUAUUAUCUCCAUUUUCAGAUCUGACGACUAUUAAAUUAUUAAUUGUUAUGUGUAUUAUUCCUGUUUUUAUGAAUGGCUUAUAAGUGAGUAAAUUAAGAGUUAUUUAUAGUUUUGGGUUUAAGAUAAUUUUUUGAAAAAGACAGAAUUUACUAUUUAAGAGAAAAAAUAUGUCUUAAGUGAAAUGUAUGUAGAUGAAGAAUUAACAAAUUUUGCACAAUUAGACAAUUUUGUAAAUAAUCCAGUAUUUAUUAUUAAUUAAAUUUCUGACUUAGGAAGUUAAAAGUGAUAAUUGUUUAGAUAAAUUACAUAUAGAAAUACCAAAUGUAGGUGUUCAAUAAAAGAUCAAAGGAUAUCAAAAAGCUGAUUUUGAAUGA
This is a messenger RNA of Paramecium sonneborni, 1046 nucleotides long. The record is from the annotation of a GenBank genome assembly. NCBI's taxonomy places the organism in Eukaryota, Ciliophora, Oligohymenophorea, Peniculida, Parameciidae.